Helobdella robusta is the source of this 2391-nucleotide messenger RNA. RefSeq lists its product as hypothetical. Lineage: Eukaryota; Metazoa; Annelida; Clitellata; Rhynchobdellida; Glossiphoniidae. Bases 1 to 2391 code for a protein of 796 amino acids. The transcript has a single exon. The record is from RefSeq and is a predicted model, not a curated record.
AUGAUCAACCACUCGCAAAUCGAAAGUGUCCUCAUUCCAGAUAUAGAAGAAGCUUCUGGAAAAGUUGAGUUCGACAGCAACAACAACAACAACAAUAUUAACAAUGACGAUGAUGAAAAUAAUAUUAACGAUGAUAAUUAUUUUAGUGAUGGUGGCGAGGAAGGAAAGGCGCGUGCUGCACUGCUGAAGGAUCGAUUUCUAUCUUUCGUGCGAGUCGUCAGGUCGCAACCGUACACCACCAUCUUCAAGAAGUGGCGAAGAAAGUCCAUUUGUUGUCUGCACGCUGACAAGUCACGUGACGAGGACGAAAGUGGAGAUGCAGAUGACUUUGAGAGCGGUUUAAAAUGGGUCGUUCCCAUGUUACUGCUCGGGACUUUAGAUUUGUUGGCGGGUCUUGUAAAUUUCAUCAGAGCCAGCGAGAGGAAGGAAGUGAAAUUGAAGUUGUAUGCAGGCUCCGUCAGGGUAGUCGGUAUGGAAAAUGAUAUGCUGAGUGAUCUCUGGCUGCCGUCGUGCGUUUUCACAAUUGUUGCUUGUCUAACGUAUCUGCCUGAGACUGCAAACACAAUCACAUCCCUGUUCCGUACGGAUGGCACAACUUUUAUUUCACUGCACUUGGAGCUGCUGUUCACUCUUCUGUUUGAGCACAUUCCAUUGGCGACUAUCUCCUACUUUACAAAAAAAUGGCGAGACUCCGUGUCCAGCAGCGUUGCAGACGGCAACGAAAACAAGAACUUUAGCAUAGAUCUAUUUACGACGUUUUCGAGACUUUUGUUCGUUUCCAUGAGAAUCGUGUGGUACGCCCACAUGGAAGGCAAGAAGAUCAGGAAAAAUGACAAGUACGAGUUGAAUCAAAUUUUUUUCAUGCUUUGCUGUCUCUUAUUUGCUGUCACUCUUGCCAUGCCUAUCAUGACGUGUAGAAUCCAAGAAAGUAAAAACGACAAACCCCGCUUGCAACUGCCCGCGAUCGAUUGCUACCUGAGAACGAAUUUGUCGAUCACAGCUGCUUGGGAGACAUUAGAUGAGAUGGGCGACAAGAGUACGUCAUCCUUGCAGCUGAAUGAAAGUCUCCCUCAUCUGUCGGAUGUCCUCGAAGAAGAUGACGAAGAUGAUGUAUAUCGUUGGAGGAUCUACAGGCUAUCGCCUUCAUCAGCUUUCUCCACAUCCUCUACUACUUUCUAUGCAUCGUUAACAUCUAUGUCAUCUAUUGUGUCAUCGUCAGCCACCAAUGCAACUUCGUCAUCAUCAUCGUCAUUGUCGGCUUUCAAGUCGAUGAAGAAGUUGAGAAUAUCGGUGUGUGAGAUGUACAAAUUUAAAGCUACCACUACUGCUGCUGCCAUUCUCGCUGAAUACAAAUGCAACAACCACAACAACAACUACUACAACAACAACAACCACAACAACAACAACCACAACCACAACAAUCACAACAACGAUUUUUCUUCUAGCGUGCAAAAACAACAUGAACCACAACCACCAUUUUCGUCAUCAACCUUAUCACCGUGUCUUCCAGGAAUGAAACGUUUAAUUUUUAAAUUCAAAUACUUAGCGACAGGUACAACAGGUGCUCUGGUGACGUCAGCCAUAAAGCUGACCAAUCACAUGAAGCGCCUUCCUGCCGACACUUCCAACAGCGACCACGACCAGAUGAAGAAGAAGGACGAAGACGGAAAGCAACGAGAUGAAAGUUGGUUUUCCUCACUCAAGAAAAAAACAGAAAGGGUUAUGCAAGUUAAUCAACAGAAACAAAAACAACAGGACGAUGACAUCAUAGAGUAUGAAGUGGGCGCGUUUUGCGAUUCAAAUCCUUACGAGUGCCUUCUUUACAACGAAAGAAAACCAAAAUUUAAAAAAAUUACAAGAAAAAAAGAGACUGAGAGAAUGAAGAAAAAUAAACUGGACAAACAGAUCGAGAAAGAUGGUUGGCACGUGGACAGGAGAGAUAAGGACGACGUUGGUGAGAGCGCGGAGGAAUCAAGCGAGAAGAUGAAAAAGAAGGAAGAAAACAACCUCUUAAGCAUACUAGCUUCAAAAUUUAACAACAUCCUCAAAGGUAGCAGCGACGAUCACAAAAUGUUCAAUGAGAAUGUCGAAGAGGACGAAGAAGGAGGUGCUUAUAAUGGAGAGAGGUUUUUAGAGGGUAGAGGCAAUUUGUUCCAGUAUGUGUAUGAUGAUGGAGACAAGAAAGUAGGCAAUCUGCAGCCACAAAUGAAGAGAGAUGUUGAUGGAGAGAAAGAGGAGGAGGAGGAGGAGGAGGAGGAGGAGGAGGAGGAAGAUGAUGUCUGCUCCGACUACAAACAACUGGAAAGUUGGCUGAAAAACGACGAACACGACGAGGCUGAAGGUGGCAGGAAAAUAUUUCAGGGAUGUGCUGCAAAGUCUUCCGAUGAGUGA